This is a messenger RNA of Torulaspora globosa, 1641 nucleotides long. RefSeq names its product allantoate permease (gene DAL5). The record is from RefSeq and is a predicted model, not a curated record. Gene Ontology annotation, cellular component: plasma membrane. Gene Ontology annotation, biological process: tripeptide transport; transmembrane transport; allantoate transport. NCBI's taxonomy places the organism in Eukaryota, Fungi, Ascomycota, Saccharomycetes, Saccharomycetales, Saccharomycetaceae. Bases 1 to 1641 code for a protein of 546 amino acids. Gene Ontology annotation, molecular function: allantoate transmembrane transporter activity; dipeptide transmembrane transporter activity. The transcript has a single exon.
AUGCAGUCGUCGACUCACUCAAGUGAAAUCUUUAUCUCUAAUGAUCUGGUGAAUGAUAAAGAGGUAGAGGCCAAUACCAAGCCUAUUGCACGUCAAGGUGAAAUCGAGAACGUUCUCAGUACAGUGCUGUCGCCAUAUGGCAAAGAAGUUGUGAUUAAGGAUGCGGAUGUGGAUGAUGCAAUGAAAAUGGCCGGAGAGGCCAAAGGAUUGAAGAUCACUCCAGAGGAGGAUAGAAAGUUGGUCUGGAAGAUAGAUCUUUGUAUGUUUCCAUUAAUGUGUCUGUUGUAUGCUGUGCAAUUUAUGGAUAAGAUUACGACGAGUUCUGCGGCGGUGAUGGGUCUCAGAGAGGAUUUGAAGAUGCAUGGCAAUCAGUACUCGUGGGUCGGUUCUGCCUUCUACUUUGGAUACCUGCUCUUUAACCUGGGACCUGGUCAGAUAAUUUUUCAAAAGACAAAAAGAAUGGCUCUGCUUUUGGCUGUGUUUGUUGUUAUCUGGGGAAUGGUUCUGGCACUUCAUGCGGCUCCCAGCGUGAACUAUGCUUCUUUUAUCUUUUUGAGAGUUCUGCUGGGGUGUGCAGAAAGUAUUGUUACACCCUGCUUUACUAUCAUUACUUCUCAGUACUGGAAGAAGGAAGAGCAAUUCACCAGGGUGUCGAUCUGGUUCGGUAUGAACGGUCUGGGAUCUAUUAUUCUGAGCGCAAUUGCCUAUGGCCUAUACAUUAGGCAGGACAGCUACGCGAUAAAAGCUUGGAGACUUUUGUUCAUCAUAACAGGCGUUAUCACCAUUUUUCUCGGGUUUCUGAUUGCAUUAUGGAUCCCUGAUGACCCAUCAAAGGCACGUUUCCUGUCCAAAAGAGAAAAGUUGAUGGUCGUAGAAAGAAUUAGAAGCAACCAGCAGGGUUUCGGUAAUCACCGCAUCAAAAAACACCAGAUUGUUGAAGCUCUGAAGGACGUUAGGACAUGGCUGUACUUUUUGUUUACAGUCUCCUCGAAUAUUCCAAAUGGUGGUAUUACAAAUUUCAUGGCCAUCUUGCUUCACUCCGACUUCAAGUAUUCCACAAAACAGACCUUUUUAAUGAACAUGCCAACUGGUGCGGUUGAAUUCGUCGGUUGUCCAUUAUUCGGCAUACUGGCUUUGAUAGCCGCUAACAGAAGGAUUCCAAUCUGGAAAUACAAGUUAACUUGGGCCAUUUUUUCUGCAAUUCUGGCAUUGAUCGCCAGCUGUAUGUUGGGCUUCGCCAACGGCAACGGUAAAGCUAGACUUGCUGGUGCUUACUUAUGGUAUAUAUCGCCGGUCUCUUUUAUCUGUGUGCUUUCCAACAUCAGUGCCAACUCUUCAGGUUUCACCAAAAAAUGGACUGUUUCAUCGAUAAACUUGGUCGCCUACUCCGCCGCCAACCUUGCAGGACCUCAGACUUUCAUUGCAAGCCAGUACCCCGACUACCACGGUGCCAAGGUUGCCAUGGUGGUUUGCUACUCCUGUAUGAUCGUUAUACUCGCCGCUCUGUUCUUCAUCAAUUGGAGAGAAAAUAGACGACGUGACAAGAUUGCCGCUGAGAGAGGUGCAGACGGUGUUGCUGUUGACACCGAGUUUGCCGACUUAACAGAUUUUGAGAACCCAAACUUUAGAUACACUCUUUGA